Messenger RNA from Pelobates fuscus (common spadefoot toad), 1684 nucleotides. RefSeq names its product solute carrier family 52 member 3 (gene SLC52A3). Lineage: Eukaryota; Metazoa; Chordata; Amphibia; Anura; Pelobatidae. The coding region runs from base 121 to 1494 and encodes 457 amino acids. The record is from RefSeq and is a predicted model, not a curated record. Gene Ontology annotation, biological process: riboflavin transport. Gene Ontology annotation, molecular function: riboflavin transmembrane transporter activity. The transcript has 3 exons. Gene Ontology annotation, cellular component: plasma membrane.
GAAAGGAUUCAGAUAUUGAUUCAGCCAUCCCAUAGGAAUUUACAAGACUCGUUCAAGGGGCAGCCAAUCCUGAAAAAGAAAAAUCAGUAUUACUUGAAAGAUUCCAUAAAAAAAGUAAAUAUGGGUUUUGUUCUACAUCUGUUGGCUUGCAUUUUUGGAACCGGAGCUUGGGUUGCCAUUAAUGGUCUUUGGGUAGAACUCCCACUUAUAGUAAAUGAGCUGCCAGAAGGAUGGUACCUCCCAUCUUAUCUCACUGUCCUCAUCCAAAUGGCCAAUGUGGGGCCACUCUUUGUUACACUAAUGCACAAGUUCAAGCCUGGAAAACUAAAUGAAACAUUUGUCAUAUACGCAAUAAUUAGUUUAGGAAUCGUUGCGUUGUUCCUCCUAGGAUUUUUUUGGAGACACACAACAUGGAUAGCGGGACAACUCCAUAGCACAGCAUUCCUCAUCUUAACCUUUUUUUUGUCUCUUGUGGAUUGUACAUCAUCAGUGACGUUCCUGCCAUUCAUGAUGCAGCUCCAGGCACAGUACAUGACUACUUAUUUUAUUGGAGAAGGGCUGAGUGGGUUGAUUCCAGGCUUGUUGUCACUUAUUCAAGGUGUUGGGAUAGUGAGGUGUGUUAAUAUAACUCAAUUUGAGAAUGGGACGCAAGACCUGUCCAACAGGACCUACGGUGAGAAUCAGUUUGAAACAGAGUAUCUUCCUGCUAACUUCUCAAUCCAAGUGUUUCUCUUCCUGUUAUGCAUCAUGAUGAUCUUCUGUUUGGUGGCAUUUGUAUUCUUAAUUAGGCUGUCAAAGAAGGACAGCUUGAACAGGUCCUUGCUACAAAGUGCUCUCACCCUCAAUUCCUACUCAACUUCAGAAAACUUGAGUCAAUCGUGUGACCAAGGAAGCUCAGAAACCAAAACACAUGAUGAACCCCCAAACCAGGACACUAUGCCAGAUAUGGAACUUAAAAAGAACAUGUACUCUUGUGGCCAGUAUGCUCUGCUAUAUCUCCUUACUGCCUGGGUGAAUGCGCUUACCAAUGGUGUGCUCCCAUCCAUACAGACCUACUCGUGCAUGCCCUAUGGGAAUCUGGCAUAUCACCUUUCAGCAGCCCUAGGGUCAAUGGCUAAUCCUUUGGCCUGUUUGAUCGCCAUGUUCUUACCCAGCAGGUCUUUAGUAACCUUGGUGCUGUUGUCUUUGCUUGGGACAGGAUUUGGUGCCUAUAAUAUGAUGACAGCCAUAAUGAGUCCGUGUCCAAUUCUGCAUGACAGUGUAUGGGGUGUGGCUCUUAUUGUAAUAUCAUGGAUCCUCUUUAUUGGGACACUGAGCUACGUUAAAGUUAUGAUUGGGGUAAUCCUACGUAGUCAAAGUCACAGCGCGCUUGUGUGGUGUGGGGCAGUAGUGCAACUGGGCUCCAUGAUUGGUGCUCUGGUCAUGUUCCCACUGGUGAAUGUAUACGGGUUCUUUAAAUCUGCAGACGUUUGUAACACACAAUGUUCAACCUAAAUUCUGUCAAAGUUUGCAAUUUCGGCCUAACUUGUACAUAGUGUUAAAACGAUACAAGUGCCAAUCAUCCAUUUCUACCUCUGGAUAUUUACGAAAUGUUUAAGUAUAUGAGAAGAGAUACGCCAACGUCUCAGCUCACAGAUUAAUUUCUAUUCACAAAUAGUAGCAAAUAUAUUUUAAGGCAUUUUAU